This is a messenger RNA of Verticillium nonalfalfae, 1770 nucleotides long. RefSeq names its product Flap-structured DNA-binding and RNA-binding protein (gene VTS1). Gene Ontology annotation, biological process: nuclear-transcribed mRNA poly(A) tail shortening; regulation of mRNA stability. Lineage: Eukaryota; Fungi; Ascomycota; Sordariomycetes; Glomerellales; Plectosphaerellaceae. The record is from RefSeq and is a predicted model, not a curated record. Gene Ontology annotation, molecular function: mRNA binding; translation repressor activity; protein binding. Gene Ontology annotation, cellular component: P-body. The transcript has 2 exons. Bases 1 to 1770 code for a protein of 589 amino acids.
AUGGCUGCUCUCUCCGGAUCUUCUUCGUCAAACCGGAUUCGCCCCUCGUCCGAUUUCUACGGGCAGUCCCAACAGGGGCAAGGACAGAACAACCAAGAAGGGGACGCUCAGGACAAGAUUGCCCAGCAGUGGAUCGCUGACAUCGAUCAAUAUGAGACAACGCUCGAGGACAUGGCCGCAGCUACGCUCGACCAGGACUUCAAGGAUGAAUUGAGCGCCAUCGAACAAUGGUUUCGCGUUUUAAGCGAAGCUGAACGAACUGCUGCACUCUAUGCCCUACUACAGCAAACGACGCAGGUCCAAAUCCGAUUCUUCAUACAGGUGUUGCAACAGAUGGGCAAGAGCCAUCCUAUGUCGGGGGUCCUGUCUCCAGCCAACUUUGACAAAGAUCCGAUGUCAAAUCGCUUGAGUGACGCUAUGAACAAGCUUAACGUAGACUCAGCCCGAAACUCCAUGGCAAGGCCCGCCAGCACCGCUACGGGCAAGCGUUACUCGGGUCUCGAUCCAUUGACCAUUAACGCUAUGUUUCCUGAUGCUGCGGCAGCUAUAGCCACCGAGAAGGCAAAGUUCACACAACAGACGGGUAAUCCCCCUUCUUCGAAUCGGAACAGCGCUGUCGGGGAUGCUCGCUCGGCGCUCGGCGCGCCCACGAUUGCAGGUCCUGCUGAGGGCCAUGACCAGAACAGUCAGGCUCCCAGUUCUCCGUGGCAUUCGGGGGACCAAAGUACCGCUCGUCCUAAGUCCUCUGCUGGGCAACCUCCGAUGGGUCAAUUUGUACAACCUCCUCCAUCUGCUGGUCUCCGGUCCCCUCGCCCGCAACUCAACAGCAACUCGACCAUCCAGAACACAACAUUGACGACUUCUGACAAGACUACCGAUCUGCCAUUGCUGUCUCCUUACAAUACGGGAAGCGGCAACUGGGCUUCAAUGGUCAACACGCCAAUGGUACCGAAUUUCAACACCACAAACCCGAAUGGUUCAGGUCCUGGGGGCUCGCAAGCGGACAUGCUCGCAAAUGCCACCGCAAUGAAGCUUGCCGCACUCUCGACCGUCAACAAUCGCUUCGCUCUCGACGACGUACGAAAGUAUCGGCGUGCCCGAUCGAAUGACGCACCGGGUGGCCCCAUGUCGGCCGGUCUGUCACCCGGACAACAAGGUGUCAAUAUACCCGGCACGAAUGUUGUGAUGGUCAACGAACAUGGUCAGGUCCUGAGUAGGGAGCAUAUGUUGGCACUGCAGGCUCAACAGCUUCAACACGCCCAGCAGCAGAACAUCGCCCUCGGUGGUCAUCGUUCUCGUCCAAGCUCUCCUGGGUUAGCGAUGCAGCAAGCUGGAUUCGGCCACAUGCCAUUCACGUCUCCGCAGAACAACGGCUUUUUGAGCGCUUACGAUGGCCAGCCCUCUCUGCUAAACAACGCCAUUCCCUCGUUGAAUGUCGGGCAAUUCGGGGUUGGCGGUCAUGAGGGAUACCUUUCGGAUCAUUCUGAUAUGGUCCGAGGACGUUCCCCUCGAGGACGUCGAGGAAGCUCGAAACCACCCGAGGACCCCACUGACCCUACAUUGUUGCAAGAUAUCCCAAGCUGGCUCAGAAGUCUACGGCUCCACAAGUACACUGAUAACCUCAAGGACAUGAAGUGGACUGAUUUGAUUGAGUUGGAUGACAAGGCUUUGGAAGAUCGAGGCGUGAACGCCCUGGGAGCGCGAAGAAAGAUGCUCAAAGUCUUCGAACAAGUCAAGGGCAAGUUGUUGCAUGAUGCGCCUUCUUCGUGA